AUGCCUAUUGUGGUGAGUUGUUUUUUAAUAUAGUGUAAUCAAUACGAUUCUUCCUCACGGUGAAACAUUAUUUCUCGAAAAAUGCAAAUAGUUUUGCCCAAAUUUCCAUAUCUUUUCACCCUUUUUAAUCUUCUCACACAUACAUAAACGUUCCGAUUGACCUAUUUAUACCAGGGUUGCGAAAAAUAUUUCUGUUCAUCAAAUUAUUUUUUUUUUUCAAAAUUGUCACAAACAAAUAAAUAAAGUCUUGAUUUUCAGAACAUUCCGAUUAAAAUCCUCGGUCAACCGCAUACAACUCAUAGUCGAAGUAAUUCAUCGUCUUCUGUUGAUACUGAUCGAAUUCAACCUCAGCCUCAGCCUCAAUAUCAACCAAAUCUUCAAUCACAACAACAGCCUAAUCAGCCACAACAACAACAACAACAACAACAAAAUAUGCAUAACAAUUCUGGAUUUUUCCCAUCACGUUCUCCAAUCCCUGAUUUUCCAUCAAACUUUCCUUCAUCAGCAUUUGAUAAUGAUCCAGAUUGGCCAAAUUUCCCUCGUUUUCCAUCGGAAUUCGGAAACCACCCAGGAUUCUCAAAUUUUCAUAAUUUUGGACGAGAAGGAGGACUUUCACCAAAUCCACAAAUGUCGAACUUCGCUAGACGAUCACCAACUCCAGCAUCGCCAACUUCUACAUUGAGAAGAAAUUCAGCGAAUCAACAACAGACUCCAAAUGUGCAACAAACUAGACCGGAAAGUUCUUUGAGACCUGAAAGUCGGCCACAAAGUAGACCACAAUCAAGAGCACAAUCGAGACAAGGAAGAGAAAAUAAGGAAACUGAGGUGAGCAUUUCAGAUAGAUUUUUUUGAAAAUGAGAAAAAAAAACCAAAAUCGGAAAAACGUUUUCAAUCCAAAAAUAUGUACAUAUUUCAGACACCAGAACGUCCAGCUGUCAUUCCACUUCCUUAUGAAAAAGUUGCUCGAUCAACACCAUCCACUCCUCCAGAAGAAAAUAUCGCAAAAAUAAGCAUUGGAAAAACAGAAUGUGCAAAAUGUCCAAUUUCUCAAGAAACAGAUGGUGAUCCAUCUCCACUUACUUCACCAAUCGAAGGAAAAAUGAAACGCGGCAAAAAACUUCAACGAAAACAAUCAGUCGUAGAUUUCAAUGCAAAAACUGUUGUGACCCUUGAUCAAAUUGAACAAGAUGUUGAAAAACUUCGAAAACGAGCAGCUGAAAUGGAAAUUGAAAAAGAACAAAUAUUAAAGAAACUUGGUGAAAUAAGUAUGCAUAGUAAUAUGUUGAGACUAGAAGAAUGUGAUCGAGAAGAAAUUGAGGCUGUAACAAGUCGACUUUUGAAAAGAACUCAAACAGUUCAAGUAAGUGUUGAAACACCAAGAAAUGAAGAACAGAAAAAAGCAUUGGAACAAGUUUCAACAAUGAUUGAUGAAGUUGAAAAUUUGAUUAAAACCGAUGUUGAAAAAUCGAAAAUCUAUCUUCAAACUUAUAUGAAUGCAUGUGCAAGCGAGGAAACAAAUGGAGCUGUUUGCGCUAAUUUCUUGAAAAUUGUAAGUUAUUUUUUUUUGAAAAACUAUUCAUAUUUUCAAUAUAAUUGUUUCUAGAUCAUUCAAUGUGCUGCUGAUGAUCAAAAACGAAUCAAACGCCGCCUUCAAAAUCUUCAAUCUCAAAUUGAAAAUGCUGAACAAACUCGAGCUGGACUUCUUGAUGAAGAUAGUAGUGAAUAA
Messenger RNA from Caenorhabditis angaria, 1726 nucleotides. The record is from the annotation of a GenBank genome assembly. NCBI's taxonomy places the organism in Eukaryota, Metazoa, Nematoda, Chromadorea, Rhabditida, Rhabditidae.